AUGGAGAAAAUAAACUUCUCGGGAGGAGAACCGUUUCUUCAGGACAGAGGCGAAUUUGUAGGCAAACUAGUCCAGUUUUGCAAGCAGGAGUUGAAGCUACCGAGCGUCAGCAUCGUUAGCAACGGCAGCCUGAUUAGAGAAGGGUGGUUCAAGAAGUACGGUGAAUAUUUAGACAUUCUGGCGAUUUCAUGUGAUAGUUUUGAUGAGGAUGUCAAUGUUUUAAUCGGCCGUAGUCAAGGAAAGAAGAACCAUGUGGAAAAUCUGCAUAAACUGAGAAACUGGUGCUGCCAGUAUGCUGUUGCUUUCAAAAUAAAUUCAGUGAUCAACAGAUUUAAUGUUGAGGAAGACAUGAAUGAGCAGAUCAAGGCACUCAACCCCGUGCGCUGGAAGGUAUUCCAGUGCCUGCUCAUCGAAGGGGAGAACAGUGGUGAGGAUGCCCUGAGAGAAGCAGAGAAAUUUGUUAUCACCGACGAAGAAUUUGAACAAUUCCUGGAUCGACACAAAGAUGUCUCCUGUUUGGUACCUGAAUCUAAUCAGAAGAUGAGGGAUUCGUACCUCAUUCUGGAUGAAUACAUGCGUUUUCUAAACUGUAGAAAUGGACGGAAAGAGCCUUCCAAGUCUAUCCUAGAUGUUGGUGUAGAAGCAGCUAUAAAAUUCAGUGGAUUUGAUGAGAAGAUGUUCCUAAAAAGAGGAGGAAAGUAUGUGUGGAGCAAAGCAGACAUGAAACUGGACUGGUAA
Molecule: messenger RNA, 738 nt
Organism: Cariama cristata (Red-legged seriema)
Lineage: Eukaryota; Metazoa; Chordata; Aves; Cariamiformes; Cariamidae
Gene: RSAD2
Product: radical S-adenosyl methionine domain containing 2
Exons: 5
Coding region: 1-738 (245 amino acids)
Biological process (GO): positive regulation of immune response; defense response to virus
Cellular component (GO): mitochondrion; endoplasmic reticulum; lipid droplet
Molecular function (GO): 4 iron, 4 sulfur cluster binding; catalytic activity
Source: RefSeq, a predicted model, not a curated record